AUGUCAACCCGUCGCGGCGUCGGCCUCGGCGCCUUCACAAACCGCACCCAAACAACCCAAUCCUACGCCACCCACGGUGCCAACCUCCGCUCCACGCAUACCUCCUCCCUCCAAACCCAGCUCUCCGUCUUCCAAUCCGUCCUGCACAGCUUCGCCCUAGAACACAGCUCAACGAUCCGUUCGAAUCCCACAUUUCGCGCUGAAUUCGCGCGCAUGUGCAAUGCGAUCGGAGUUGAUCCACUGGCAGCCAGCAACGUGAGAGGGAAAAAUGGACGGAGGGGACUGGGUGAGGGGGGUAGUUUCUGGACGCAGAUUAUGGGCGGGGAUAUGAAUGACUUUUAUUUCGAGGUUGCCGUGAGAGUUGUAGAGCUUUGUCGGGAGACAAGGAGUGAGAAUGGGGGGUUGAUCGGGGUUGAGGAGUGUCGGAGGAGGGUGGGGAAGGGGAGGGCGAUUGGGAGUGGGUUGGAGGUCACUGAAGAUGAUAUCCUCCGCGCCGUAAAAUCCCUCGAACCCCUCGGCUCCGGUUUUUCCAUCAUCUCCGUCGGCAGCAAGCAGUACAUCCGGUCGGUUCCCAAAGAGCUCAACACAGACCAGGCUACCGUUCUCGAAGCAAUCCAAGUUCUAGGUUUCGUCAGCGUCUCUAUGCUACGUUUGAAUCUGAACUGGGAGAAAGCAAGAGCGCAGACCGUCGUUGAUGAUCUUCUGGCGGAUGGUCUGGUUUGGUUAGACGCGCAGGGCGAUGAAAAUGAGUAUUGGUCGCCGCAAAACCUGUUGGAUGAUAGUGGGUGA
Molecule: messenger RNA, 789 nt
Organism: Aspergillus chevalieri
Lineage: Eukaryota; Fungi; Ascomycota; Eurotiomycetes; Eurotiales; Aspergillaceae
Product: ESCRT-II subunit protein SNF8
Exons: 2
Coding region: 1-789 (262 amino acids)
Biological process (GO): protein transport to vacuole involved in ubiquitin-dependent protein catabolic process via the multivesicular body sorting pathway
Cellular component (GO): ESCRT II complex
Source: RefSeq, a predicted model, not a curated record